Odobenus rosmarus divergens (Pacific walrus) is the source of this 552-nucleotide messenger RNA. RefSeq names its product 60S ribosomal protein L29-like. NCBI's taxonomy places the organism in Eukaryota, Metazoa, Chordata, Mammalia, Carnivora, Odobenidae. Bases 1 to 552 code for a protein of 183 amino acids. The transcript has 3 exons. The record is from RefSeq and is a predicted model, not a curated record.
AUGGGAGCCUCAAAUCAGAAAGCAAAAAUUACAACAGGAGAGGAAAAUGGAAAGAUGGUCUCAGAGACCAAAGCCUUCACAGGAUUUGAACGUGUGAAAGGAGAAGACCCCCUCAUCAGCAGAACCUGGGGCCUGGACCACUCCGACAGGCGGGAAACUGUACACAGUGCUGCUGGAACAACGGUCCGGGCGUCGCGGCGUGGGAACAUGCACUCUGCCAAGAAGCACAAGAAGGGCCUGAAGAAGAUGCAGGCCAACAAGGCCAAGGCCAUGAGGGCAUGUGCUGAGGCUAUCAAGGCUUGCAUCAAGCCCAAGGAGGUCAAGCCCAAGAUCCCAAAGGGCGGCAGCCACAAACUCAAUCGACUAGCCUACAUUGCUCACCCCAAGCUCGGGAAACGUGCUCGUGCCCGCAUUGCCAAGGGCCUCGGGCUCUGCCAGCCAAAGUCCAAGGCCAAGGCUCAAACCAAGGCCCAGGCUGCGGCUGGGACUCCAGCUCCUGCUGCAGCUCAGGCUCCCAAAGGUGCCCAGGCCCCCACAAAGGCUCCAGUGUGA